UGUCUCUUUGCUUCUCUAUAAAACUCAGUCAAUUUCGUCAUAUCAUUCCCAUGCUAUCUCCUUUCAUCAGCCCCUCUCUCUCUCUCUCUCUCAAAAGACAAUUAACAUGGUACAAUCAAAGAAGUUCAGAGGUGUCAGGCAGCGCCACUGGGGCUCUUGGGUAUCCGAAAUUCGGCAUCCAUUGUUGAAGAGAAGGGUAUGGCUAGGAACAUUCGACACAGCUGAAGAGGCAGCCAGGGCCUAUGAUCAAGCCGCCAUCUUGAUGAACGGCCGGAACGCGAAAACCAACUUCCCGGUGCUACAAAAUUCAGAAGGAGAUCCAGAAACAGCUGCCAAUAAGGACUCUUCCGGCCUUUCAUCCACAGCCCUCUCUGAGAUCCUCCGGGCCAAGCUCCAGAAGAGCAGCAAGACACCUUCCCCUUCCCUCACUUGCCUGCGGCUCGACACCGAGAAUUCCCACAUCGGCGUGUGGCAGAAGCGAGCUGGUGCAAGCUCCGACUCAAACUGGGUUAUGACUGUUGAGUUUGAGAAGAAGAAUGGCAAUGGCUAUGGCGCAGGGGGAGAGUCCACCACCUCGUCCAACUGCCUGCCAUUGGCAAGGCCAAGCAUGAGGGCGGAGAUGGAUGAAGAGGAGAGAAUUGCACUCCAAAUGAUUGAAGAGCUUCUUCAGAAAAAUGAUCCUUAUACCCUUUGAUAAGAAGGUUUGGGAUUAAUUAAGGAGACUAUAUCUAUCUAUCUAUCUAUCUAUUUAUCUAUCUUGGUUUGUUAAUUAGUCUGUAUGAUCGAUGAUGAUGAUCUCCUAAUUAGGGUAUUUAGUUAUUAUUAAGUUUGGGCUUGGAAAAUUGUAGAAAUGAAGAUCGAUCAAUUGGCAAUAAUAUGUGUAUCAAAUACAAGGGAAUUGCAAGUAGUAGCCAGCAUUUUGAUGUAAUGAUCAAAUACAGGAGGUAAUUAAAUAAUGAAUUACAUGUAUAUUUCAAGUGAA
This is a messenger RNA of Diospyros lotus (date-plum), 982 nucleotides long. Its product is annotated as ethylene-responsive transcription factor WIN1-like. Lineage: Eukaryota; Viridiplantae; Streptophyta; Magnoliopsida; Ericales; Ebenaceae. Gene Ontology annotation, biological process: regulation of DNA-templated transcription. Bases 107 to 694 code for a protein of 195 amino acids. The record is from RefSeq and is a predicted model, not a curated record. Gene Ontology annotation, molecular function: DNA-binding transcription factor activity; DNA binding. The transcript has 2 exons.